AUGAUGACUACUGGUGCAGUGGACUAUUUGUACUAUUGCAUGCUCAUCCUGCAGCUUGUGCAUCAGCCUGCUGCCAAGCAAGUGCUCCGGUACCGUUUGGCUGAGGAGGGACCUGCCGAUGUCAGAGUAGGGAACGUAGCCGCCGACCUGGGCAUCGUUGCCGGGUCCGGUGAGGUGACAUUUACACUCGAGUCCGGCUCUGAUUUUUUCAAAAUUGAUAACAUAACAGGUGAGCUCACCACCAACGAGAGAAGGAUAGACCGUGAAAAAUUACAGCAGUGUCAAAUGAUAUUUGAUGAAAAUGAGUGUUUUAUAGAUUUCGAAGUGUCAGUGAUUGGACCAGCCCAGAGCUGGGUAGAUCUCUUUGAGGGAAAAGUAAUCAUAUUAGAUAUAAAUGAUAAUACUCCGUCUUUCCCCUCCCCUGUCCUGACACUGUCUGUGGAGGAAAACAGACCCAUUGGAACCCUUUAUCUGUUGCCCACAGCCACAGACAGAGAUUUUGGCAGAAAUGGAAUAGAGAGAUAUGAGCUUAUUCAGGACAAUGUGGAGAACUCAAGGCGCUCUGCUGGGGAUUCAUACUCAGGGAAGAGGAGAUUUGAGGAAGGCGCAAGCAGGAGCAGCGUCUUUGAACUGCAAGUUGCUGACACCACUGAUGGAGAGAAGCAGCCUCAACUCAUCAUUAAAGGGGCCCUUGAUAGGGAACAGAGAGACUCCUAUGAGCUCACCCUGCGUGUUAGGGAUGGAGGAGAUCCCCCUCGCUCCUCCCAGGCCAUUCUGAGGGUGAUGAUCACUGAUGUGAAUGACAACAGCCCUCGGUUUGAGAAGAGCGUGUAUGAAGCUGACCUACCAGAAAACAGCUCCCCUGGUGCCCCCAUACUACAGCUCAAAGCGGCUGAUGCAGACGUGGGGGUUAAUGGUCAAAUUGAGUAUGUGUUUGGGGCAGCCACAGAGUCAGUAAGGAGGAUGCUGAGGUUGGAUGAGAGCACAGGGUGGCUGAGUGUGUUGCACCGCAUUGACCGUGAAGAAGUGAGCCAACUGAGGUUCACAGUAAUGGCCCGUGACCGAGGCCAGCCACCCAAAAUGGACAAGGCCACUGUGGUGUUGAACAUCAAGGAUGAGAAUGACAAUGUUCCUGCUAUUGAGAUACGAAAAAUUGGACGCAUUUUCUUAAAAGACGGGAUAGCCAAUGUAGCUGAGGAUGUGGUGGUGGACACACCCAUUGCCUUAGUUCAGGUGUCAGACCGCGAUCAGGGAGAAAAUGGCAUAGUGACCUGCACAGUGGUAGGAGAUGUGCCCUUUCAGCUCAAACCAGCCAGUGAGAUGGAAGGUGAGCAGAAUAAAAAGAAAUAUUUCCUCCACACAUCUGCACCACUGGACUAUGAGGCCAUACAGGAAUACAAUGUGGUCAUAGUUGCUGUGGACUCUGGAAGCCCCAGUCUGGCAAGUAAUAACUCUCUUAUCGUCAAAGUGGGCGACACUAACGACAACCCUCCUAUCUUCAGCCAGAAUGUAGUAGAGGUGUCAUUUCCAGAAAACAAUGCCCCUGGCGAGAGAGUGACAACAGUGACAGCCAUUGAUGCAGAUAGUGGGAAGAACGCUGAAAUAGCCUAUUCCCUAGACUCAUCAGUGAAUGGGAUUUUCUCUAUCGAUGCAGACAGUGGAGACAUCCGAGUAAACACCAUUCUGGAUAGAGAGCAAACGGAGCGCUACGAAUUCAAAGUGAUAGCCAAAGAUAAGGGUAUAAACACCCUACAGGGCUCUGCAACAGUGGUUGUCCUUGUGGCCGAUAAGAAUGACAACGAGCCGAAGUUCAUGCAGGAUGUAUUUACCUUCUAUGUCAAAGAGAAUCUUGAGCCAAACAGCCCAGUUGGCAUGGUUACAGUCAUUGAUGCAGAUAAAGGCCAAAAUGCAGAGAUGAGUCUUUUCAUUGAGGAAGAGGAGGACAUCUUUUCAAUCGAGAAUGACACUGGAACUAUUUUCUCCACGCUGUCCUUUGACCGUGAGCAGAAAACUACAUACACGUUCCGUGUCAAAGCUGUGGAUGGGGGUGACCCACCCAGAUCAGCCACUGCUACAGUUUCACUCUUUGUCAUGGAUGAAAAUGACAAUGCACCAACAGUCACCUUCCCAAUAAACAGCUCAUACACCCUUCUCCCACCCUCCAGUAACAUCAGAACAGUAGUCAGAACUGUCAUAGCCACUGAUACUGACACCGGCAUCAACGCAGACCUGAACUACAGCAUCAUUGGUGGAAACCCUUUCAAGCUAUUUGAGAUUGAUGGGGGCACUGGGGUCAUUUCACUGGUGGGGAAGCUGGAGCAGAAGCACUAUGGCCUCCACAGACUUGUGGUCCAGGUGAAUGACAGUGGGCAGCCUUCCCAGAGCACUACCACACUGGUUCAUGUGUAUGUUAAUGAAACUCUGUCCAAUUCCACAGUUGUGGAGGCUCAGGUGGCAAAGAGCCUGAGCACAUCUCUCAAUACCAACAUUGCUGGUGACCCCAAUUAUGAUCUAAGCAAACAGCGGCUAAGCAUUGUAAUUGGAGUAGUUUCGGGCAUUAUGACAGUCAUCCUCAUCAUUCCUAUUGUUGUCAUGGCCCGUUACUGCCGCCCCAAGAACAAGAAUGGCUAUGAGGCAGGCAAGAAGGAUCAUGAAGAUUUCUUCACACCCCAGCAACACGACAAAUCCAAGAAGCCCAAGAAAGAUAAGAAGAAACAGAAAUCCAAACAACCACUCUACAGCAGCAUUGUCACCGUAGAGGCCUCCAAACCCAACGGCCAGCGCUAUGAUGGCGUCAACGAGAAGCUGUCGGACAGUCCUGGCAUGGGCCGCUACCGCUCAGUCAACGGAGGGCCGGGGAGCCCUGAUCUGGCCAGACACUACAAGUCCAGUUCACCACUCCCCACUGUCCAGCUUCACCCACAGUCACCAACAGCUGGUAAAAAGCACCAGGCAGUUCAGGACCUUCCCCCUGCCAAUACCUUUGUUGGCACCGGAGAUAACAUUUCCCUUGGAUCUGACCACUGCUCUGAAUACAGCAGUCAAACUAUCAACAAGUACAACAAACAGCCGUUUCGCCGAGUGACCUUCUCGGUGGUGAGCCAGCCCCAGGACCCUCACCAGCAGGGAUCGCUGCAGAGCUGCUACGACAGUGGCCUUGACGAGUCGGAGACACCCAGCAGCAAGAGUUCGUCGGGCCCCCGGCUGGGCGCCCUUCCCCUACCUGAGGACAGCUACGAGAGGACAACGCCGGAUGGCAGUGUCGGUGAGGCAGAGCACAUGGAAAAUGACUCCCGGCCCUUGCCUGACGUAGCCAUGACUGGCAAGUGCACCCGGGAAUGUGACGAGUACGGCCACUCGGACUCCUGCUGGAUGCCUGUGCGCACGUCGCCAGAGCGACGGCCAUCCAAGUCAACCACCACCCCUCAACAACCAAAGCUUUCCACUUUCAUGAGCGGCAACGGCAGCGGCAGCAGCAGCGCCGAGCAGCCCGGCAGCCAAGAGACCCUCGCCAUGGCCGCCAUGGCCAAUGGAGACCCCACCGCCACUCACAUGAUGGGCGACCGCAAUCGCAACCUGCUCAACAAGAAGAUGGCCUCUUCCUCCUCCUCCUAUGAGGCCUUUGGCUCGCCUUCCUACGGCUCGCCUGGAGGCGGGGAGGAGACACUGGGCCACCCCACUGAGGAGAUUCCUCUGGCACCUACUGGGGAGUACAAGCCCACAUCCUGUGGUACUCUGACGCGACGGGAGGUGUACCUGUGA
Messenger RNA from Scomber japonicus (chub mackerel), 3762 nucleotides. RefSeq names its product protocadherin 7b (gene pcdh7b). Gene Ontology annotation, biological process: homophilic cell-cell adhesion. NCBI's taxonomy places the organism in Eukaryota, Metazoa, Chordata, Actinopteri, Scombriformes, Scombridae. Bases 1 to 3762 code for a protein of 1253 amino acids. The transcript has 3 exons. The record is from RefSeq and is a predicted model, not a curated record. Gene Ontology annotation, molecular function: calcium ion binding. Gene Ontology annotation, cellular component: plasma membrane.